GAAGAAGAAGAAGAAGAAGAAGUUGUCAACCCGGUUUAACCAAUGAAGGAGGACUGGGAGGGAACAUUAUCGACACUUUCCUCCUUAUUUUACUAUCUCUGGUGUUACUGGCUGUCUUUAUGAAGUUGGAGCUGUGAAGGUUCACUAGUUCCUCUAACAGCGGAGCAGCCUGAACAACCAGCCCGACCACCGCUGCUCCUCCCCGGACCCCCCCGCGGUCACUUCCCGGUGUGUGUGUGUGUGUGUUCGGGUGUGUGUGGUGGUGUGACCGGGACAGGCUGCAGAGAUGUCCGACCAUGGAGGUUCUGCUGUCGGCCUUCUGUCCUACGAGACGCUGGUUCACGCUGUGGCAGGUGCAAUGGGGAGUGUGACAGCGAUGAGCGUCUUCUUUCCUCUGGACACGGCCAAGAGCCGACUGCAGGUGGAUGAGAAGAGAAAGUCGAAGUCGACCCCCGUCAUCCUGGCUGAGAUCGCAAAGGAAGAAGGCCUGUUGUCUCUGUACAGAGGCUGGUUACCCGUCAUCUCCAGCCUCUGCUGCUCCAACUUCGUCUACUUCUACACCUUCAACACGCUGAAGAGGCUGGCGGCGUCCGGUCCGGGGACGUCCAGACCCAGCAGAGACCUGCUGAUGGGGGUCGUAUCAGGAGUGGUGAACGUGGUCCUGACCACUCCCAUGUGGGUGGUCAACACUCGACUGAAGCUGCAGGGAGUAAAGUUCAGGAACGAAGACCUGCAGCAGACCCACUACAGGGGCAUCUUUGAUGCUUUCUCUCAGAUCAUCACCAACGAGGGCGUGGCCACUCUGUGGAACGGCAUGCUGCCCUCUCUCAUCCUCGUCCUCAACCCGGCCGUACAGUUCAUGUUCUACGAGGCCAUGAAGAGGAGGGCCGGCAAGGGAGGGAGGAAGAUCUCCUCAGCAGAGAUCUUUCUCAUCGGAGCCAUCGCUAAGGCCGUCGCCACCACGGCAACAUAUCCUCUUCAGACGGUUCAGGCCAUUCUGAGGUUCGGCCAGUACAAAGGCGACGGGAAGGGCGGCGUGAUUGGAAGCCUCUCCAACAUUUUCUCCCUGCUGAUGGACAGAAUCAAGAGGUACGGCUUCCUUGGUUUGUACAAAGGCCUGGAGGCCAAGCUGCUGCAGACGGUGCUGACGGCAGCCCUCAUGUUUGUAGUUUACGAGAAGAUCACGGCUGCUACCUUCAGAGUCAUGGGCAUGAACAAGAAGCUGAAGCAGUGAACAAACAUCUACCUGAACACAGUACUGCAGUCGUACACUUAUCGCCAGUAGGUUUUAUUAAUGCCUAUGGGACGGUUAUGUUAUUGCCAGGAGUUGUUUCAGUCUUAAAUGUUGUAAUAAGAGACUGGUUUGGUGCCUUUAGGGCCACAGAGUCCCACCUAACUGGUUCUAUGAGCAGACUGGCCUUGAUUUUCUCCGCUGAUAAAGUUCUAAAUGAUCUUACUUCGCUUUCUUUCAGAGCGUUAGAUAAGAAGAUUGACACCACUCAUUAGUUAAAUUACCAGUAAUAGAUUCCCAUACAAAACGGUGCUUUUUAUGGUUUUAAACUUGUUUUGAAAAGUGCCCGUUAGAAGUUUUGGCAGAUGGAUUUUGUUCCAUGUUUCCAGUUUUUGUGCAAUGUUAAGUUAGUCACAAAACCAAGAUUGUUAUCAAUCUUCUUAUCCAAAUCUACGCUACAAAGCAAAUAAGAUGAUUUUCCAAAAUGUCUGCAUUUUCCUUCCACUUACGGCAGUUUGGCUGCAAAUAAUGAUACCAAUAAGACCACAAACAGCACUUGGAGAGUACAUAUGGGCUGAAAUAUGUGCCACCAAAAACU
Molecule: messenger RNA, 1829 nt
Organism: Centropristis striata (black sea bass)
Lineage: Eukaryota; Metazoa; Chordata; Actinopteri; Perciformes; Serranidae
Gene: slc25a17l
Product: solute carrier family 25 member 17-like
Exons: 9
Coding region: 287-1234 (315 amino acids)
Cellular component (GO): peroxisomal membrane
Molecular function (GO): FMN transmembrane transporter activity; ADP transmembrane transporter activity; NAD transmembrane transporter activity
Source: RefSeq, a predicted model, not a curated record